AAAAUUACUUUACCUUUUCUCUCUUCUUCUUCCUCUUCACGAGUUUCUCGUUCACUCCCCCUCCCUCUCGACCUGUGGGCUGUGGAGAAGUACUCUUGAGCUUCUCCGUAGGCAGAUUUCCCGUGUUUCUCGUCGGUCCUUUCUUCUGUUCUGGUGUAUAAAAUCAGACGAAGUUGCGGAUAGAUCGGCUGAAGAGAUGACGAAGCUCGAGAAGAUGUCAUCCAUCGAUGCCCACAUGAGGCUUCUGGCCCCCGCCAAGGUCUCCGAGGAUGACAAAUUGGUCGAGUACGACGCCCUCCUCUUGGAUCGGUUCCUCGACAUCCUUCAAGAUCUCCACGGCGAGGGAAUCAGAGAGACGGUUCAAGAUUUGUACGAGUUGUCAGCUGAAUAUGAAGAGAAGCAAGAGUCUGAGAAGCUACUGGAGCUGGGAAAGGUUUUGACUAGUUUGGAUGCAGGCGACACUAUUGUGGUCACGAAAUCAUUCUCCCACAUGCUUAACUUGGCCAAUUUAGCUGAGGAGGUGCAGAUUGCCUAUCGUAGAAGGACCAAGCUGAAAAAGGGAGAUUUUGCGGAUGAAAAUUCUGCAAUUACUGAGUCAGACAUUGAGGAAACACUUAAGCGACUUGUGGUGCAGCUGAAUAAGUCAAAAGAAGAGGUAUUUGAUGCUCUUAAAAACCAGACAGUUGAUCUGGUUUUGACUGCACAUCCUACACAGUCAGUCAGAAGAUCCUUGCUUCAGAAGCAUGCAAGGAUAAGGAAUUGUCUGACCCAGUUGAAUGCUAUAGACAUUACCCCUGAUGACAAGCAGGAGCUUGACGAGGCUCUUCAGAGAGAGAUUCAAGCCGCCUUUAGAACGGAUGAAAUCCGAAGAACGCCUCCAACUCCUCAAGACGAAAUGCGUGCCGGAAUGAGCUAUUUCCAUGAAACCAUAUGGAAGGGCGUCCCUAAAUUCUUGCGGCGUGUGGAUACAGCACUAAAAAAUAUUGGGAUAAAUGAGCGUGUGCCCUAUAAUGCACCUAUUAUUCAGUUCUCAUCUUGGAUGGGUGGUGAUCGUGAUGGUAACCCAAGAGUCACUCCGGAAGUAACAAGAGAUGUAUGCUUGUUGGCCAGAAUGAUGGCUGCAAACCUGUACUACUCACAAAUCGAGGAUCUAAUGUUUGAAUUAUCUAUGUGGCGCUGCAAUACUGAACUUCGAGUGCGAGCUGAUGUACUACACCAGUCCUCAAAGAAGGAUGCAAAGCACUACAUAGAGUUCUGGAAACAAGUUCCUCCAAAUGAGCCUUACCGUGUCAUACUUAGUGAUGUGAGGGAUAAAUUGUACAACACACGUGAGCGCUCUCGCCAUUUACUUUCAAAUGGAUACUCCGACAUUCCUGAGGAAGCGACUUACACCAACAUUGAACAGUUUUUGGAACCUCUUGAACUCUGCUACCAUUCACUCUGUGACUGUGGCGACAGAGCAAUUGCUGAUGGGAGUCUUCUUGACUUUUUACGUCAAGUGUCAACCUUCGGUCUAUCCCUUGUCAGACUUGAUAUUAGGCAAGAAUCCGAUAGGCACACUGAUGUUGUUGAUGCCAUUACUAAGCACUUGGGAAUUGGAUCCUACCGUGAUUGGCCUGAGGAGCAACGCCAAGAAUGGCUGUUAUAUGAACUUAAUGGAAAACGACCUUUGUUUGGUCCUGACCUACCGAAAACGGAUGAAGUUGCUGAUGUUUUGGACACUUUCCAUGUCAUAGCAGAACUUCCUUCAGACAACUUUGGGGCUUAUAUCAUAUCAAUGGCAACUGCUCCAUCAGAUGUCUUGGCAGUUGAGCUGUUGCAACGUGAAUGUCAUGUGAAAUUUCCAUUACGAGUUGUCCCGCUGUUUGAAAAACUUGCAGAUCUUGAGGCUGCACCUUCUGCUUUAGCACGACUUUUCUCAAUAGAUUGGUACAGGAACAGGAUUAAUGGGAAGCAGGAAGUUAUGAUUGGGUAUUCAGAUUCCGGGAAGGACGCUGGGCGAUUUUCUGCAGCUUGGCAGUUAUAUAAAGCUCAAGAGGAGCUCAUAAAAGUUGCUAAUGAGCAUGGAGUGAAACUGACCAUGUUUCAUGGGCGAGGUGGCACUGUUGGAAGAGGUGGAGGUCCUACUCAUCUGGCUAUCCUGUCUCAGCCACCAGAUACGGUUCAUGGAUCUCUUCGAGUUACAGUUCAAGGUGAAGUUAUUGAGCAGUCUUUUGGAGAGGAACAUUUGUGCUUCAGGACAUUGCAACGUUUCACAGCUGCUACACUUGAACAUGGAAUGCAUCCCCCUAUCCCUCCAAAGUCAGAGUGGCGUGCUUUGAUGGACGAAAUGGCUGUUGUAGCUACCAAGGAAUAUCGAUCUAUUGUCUUCCAUGAACCACGUUUCGUCGAAUAUUUCCGCCUAGCUACACCAGAGCUGGAGUAUGGCAGGAUGAACAUUGGGAGCCGGCCAUCGAAACGGAAGCCCAGUGGUGGCAUCGAAUCACUCCGUGCAAUUCCUUGGAUUUUUGCAUGGACACAAACACGUUUUCAUCUACCAGUAUGGCUUGGUUUUGGUGCAGCAUUCAAGCAUGUCUUGCAAAAGGAUAUCAAGAAUCUUCAAACUCUUCAGCAGAUGUACAAUGAAUGGCCAUUUUUCAGGGUCACCAUCGACUUGGUUGAGAUGGUUUUUGCAAAGGGAGAUCCUGGAAUAGCUGCCCUGUAUGAUAAAUUGUUAGUUUCUGAAGAAUUGUGGAAAUUUGGGGAGCAACUCAGAACCAACUAUGAGGAAACAAAGCGUCUUCUUCUUCAGGUUGCUGGUCACAAAGAUCUGUUGGAAGGCAAUCCAUACUUGAAGCAGCGGUUACGACUGCGAGACGCGUACAUCACGACACUGAAUGCUUGCCAAGCAUACACCUUGAAGAGAAUCAGGGACCCGACUUACCAUGUUAAUGUGAGGCCUCAUGUCUCGAAGGAGAUUACAGAGUCCAAGCCGGCCGCAGAGCUGGUGAAGCUCAACCCGAGCAGCGAGUAUGCUCCUGGACUGGAGGACACCCUCAUCUUGACCAUGAAGGGCAUUGCUGCUGGAAUGCAGAACACUGGUUAAAUUCAUGAACUAGAUUAAUUACAUCCCAUAAAUAAGGCAUUGCAAACUUAAUUAUGACCGAUAAACUUUUCGGCAUCGUUGCCUGAUUAUGAAAGGUAAGAAGAAAUAAGCAAGCUGAUGGCAAACUUAAUCUUAUCAGCUGUGGAUAUGUUUCAUUCUUAUUUUGCAAAUAAUGAGCUUCUGUUUUUUUUUGUUUUU
Molecule: messenger RNA, 3283 nt
Organism: Zingiber officinale
Lineage: Eukaryota; Viridiplantae; Streptophyta; Magnoliopsida; Zingiberales; Zingiberaceae
Product: phosphoenolpyruvate carboxylase 2-like
Exons: 10
Coding region: 197-3085 (962 amino acids)
Biological process (GO): tricarboxylic acid cycle; carbon fixation; leaf development
Cellular component (GO): chloroplast; apoplast; cytosol
Molecular function (GO): phosphoenolpyruvate carboxylase activity
Source: RefSeq, a predicted model, not a curated record